AUGGCGAUGGUUAUGGAGUUGUGCGAAGGAAAGGACCUGGUUGAUUAUGUCUUGAAGCACCCACCAGGGGGCAUUUCCACCUCUUCUUGCCAGCGGCUGAUGCAGCAGCUGCUUUUGGCUGUCAACUUCCUCCACUCCUUUGACAUAUUGCACAGAGACAUAAAACUGGACAACGUGAUCUUCAAAGGGGCGGAAGGCGCCCGAGGCGAUUUGGCCCUUUUGGACUUCGACAUGUGUUUGCUGCUGGACAGCAGCAGCAGCAGCAGCAGCAGCAGCAGCAGCAGCAGCAGCAGCGGCAGCAGCAGCAAGACGGAGGUCGCGGUUGUAGGCACGAGAGAAUACAUGGGUUUGGGCGGGCUGGGGGAGGGUGGGGGCGAGGUGCCAACAGCUUGGGGUUUAGGCGCUGCACCACCCGUGGCUCUUGCCGGUGCCUUCAGCUUUGCCGACGCAGCAGCUGCCGCCGCAGCAGCAGCUGCUGCUGCAGCAGCUGCAGCACUGCAGCAGCUGCAGCAGCAGGUGCUGCAGCAGCAGCUGAAGAGGCGGCAGCAGAAGCAGCAGCAGAAGCAGCAGCAAAGGCAGCAUGCAGCCAUCGGGAAACUCCCAGCAGCAGCAGCAGCUGCUGCAGCGGUGCCAGCAGCAGAUACAUGGAUUCAUCAGGACCGCUUUGCUGCAGCUGCUGUAGCAGCAACACAGCAGCAGCAGCAGCAGCAACAGCAGCAGCAGCUGCCCUGGAACUGCAGCACAACUGCUGCUCGCAUGUCUCGGCCCUUUCAAGGCACACAGGCGGCUCUGCCAGGCUGCAAGACUGCCGCAGCACAUCAUGCGCAGCAGUAUUUCAAGCAGCAAUUUGCUCGCCAGCAGCAGCCGCAGCAGCAGCAGCAACGCUCUGCAGCAGCAGCAGGAACUGAUGCUGCUGCUGCUGCUGCUGCUGCUGCUGCUGCCCUCCCGAGAGACAGCCAGCACGUAGCAGCAGCUAGCCUUGAAAAGGAGGCGAACCUGCAACGGCUGCAGCAGCAGCAGCUGCAGCAGCAGCAACUGCAGCACCAGCAACUGCAGCAACAACCAGAGCAGCAGCAGCAGCAGCAGCAGCAGCAGCCGCGUUUCUUUUUAACAAGGCAGCAGUUCAAUAUGCCGCAGCCGACGGAGCACCACCUUCAGCAGUUGCCGCUGUCUGUACACCCCACGCAGCAGCAGCAGCUGCAGCAGCAGCAGCUGCAGCAGCAGCAGCGGCGGCUGCAGCAGCAGCAGCUGCAGCAGCAGCAACUGCGACAGCAGCGUCAGCAGCAACUGCAGCAGCAAUUCCAGCAGCAGCAGCAGCUGCAGCAGCAGCAUCAGAUGCAGCAACAGCUGCAGCAGCAGCUGCAGCAACUGCAGCAGCAGCAGCAAAGCAGCAGCAGCACCACCCCUCUGCGCUACUCCUUGAAGCACACAUUUGGUUCUUUGGUUUGCUCCUCGGUCGCCAGCACUCGCCUGCCUUCCUCUCAUCCUCCUUCUUCUCUUCCUGACGACUUUUUGGGGCAUGUGAAAACCCUCAAACCCUACAACGCUGCUGCUGCUGCUGCUGCUGCUUCUGCUGCUGCUGCUGCUGCUGCUGCACCUGUUUCGAUUGGGCGCGCUGCGGAACGUGCAGGGGUCCCUGCAGCAGCAGCAGCAGCAGCAGCAGCAGCAGCAGGGGGUGGGGGCAUAGUUGACCCUGGGGCUGGUUCUGGACAUCCAGAUGCAGCAGCAGCAGCAGCGGCGGCAGCAGCAGCAGCAGCAGCAGCAAGCUGCGGUGACUGCAUGACUCCUUAUAGCAGCAGCAGCAGCAGCAGCCUCACAACUGCUCCCUGCAGCAAACCUUCGACCCCUACUUUAGACGCAUUACCUUUGAGAAGGUGUGACGCUGCUGCUGCUGCUGCUGCUGCUGCUGCUGCUGUGGCGCCUUGUCCACAGCAGCAGCAGCAGCAGCAGCAGCAGCAGCGCGUAGCAGGGUCUCGCCGGACAGUGUCUCGUGUUGCGCCUGUUACUGGUGUGUCUUUGGUGCUGCAGCUGCAGCAGCGCGUGCAGCAGCAGCAGCAGCAGCAGCAGCUGGCUCAGCUGCAGGCGCGGCAGUUCCAGCUGCAGCAGCAACUGCAGCAGCAGCAACUGCAGCAGCAACUGCAGCAACUGCAGCAGCAGCAGGCCAUUCCCCGCAGCACGGCCCUCAGGGGCCCCACACCCGCAGCAGCAAAGCAGCCACCAAGUUUGGGCGCAGCAAUUCAGGUUCGCUGUCUCCCUGAUCCUAAGGAACAGCAGCAGCAGCAGCAGCAGCAGCAGCAGCUUGACAGCACGAGACAGAACAGCAAAAGCAACGGCAGCAGCAGAAACGCUCACAGCAGCAGCAGCAGCAGCAGUGACACCAGCAGCGGCAGCAGCAGCACCACUUAUACCAGCAGCAGCAGCAGCAGCAGUAGCCACAACGACGGCCGCAUUAGCAGCAACAGCAACUACCCCAGCAGCAGCAGCGGCAGCAACAGCAACAGCAAUAGUGGUCGCCGCAGUGUCGUCAUCAGCAGCAGCAGAAGUAGAAGCAGCAGCAGCAGCAGCAGCAGCAGCACUAGUACUAUCGGCACUCCCAUCAUCAUCAUCAUCAGCAGCAGCAGCAGCAGCAGCAGCAGGAUCAGCAGCAGCAGCAGCAGCAACAACAACAACAGCAGUAGGAUCAGCAGCAGCAGCAGCAGCAGCAGCAGCAGCAGCAGCAGCAGCAGCAGCAGCAGCAGCACCUGCGGGGCGUUUUGUUCUUCUGGAGGACUUGCAAAAGGGCCCAAGUUGAUUUGA
Molecule: messenger RNA, 2796 nt
Organism: Eimeria necatrix
Lineage: Eukaryota; Apicomplexa; Conoidasida; Eucoccidiorida; Eimeriidae
Product: protein kinase, putative
Exons: 9
Coding region: 1-2796 (931 amino acids)
Biological process (GO): protein phosphorylation
Molecular function (GO): protein kinase activity; ATP binding
Source: RefSeq, a predicted model, not a curated record